GCUAAUUCGAGCUCCUUCAAGCCAGCAAUAGUAAGCAACACUAGACGUAUCCUAGUAGUAGUUGUCUUGUGUUCUGAUAUAGCCUGCUAAAAUUGAUUUCCUCGAAGUAGAAGCAACGAAAGUAGUUGCUCAAGUGUUGAACAAGAACAAGAGAUAAGACAAAGGGACUGAGUCGCCUCAGUGAUGGCCAGGCCUAUGGGGGAUAGCCACCGUAGGUUUCUGCAAACCAUGAUGACACUUGGCAUAGUAGAAGGCUCAAAGGCCAGGGCACUGCACCGACAUUGUUGUGAGGCGCAUGGUGCACAUUAUGCCCAUGACAAAUUGGAUGAAUUUAUCGGCGUCAUCAACACACAGCUACAGCCAAUGUUCAUGCAGAUCAGAAAAGGAAUGUCGGAAGAUGAUGGUCUUCAGUACUAUGCUUUGGUGAACAUUGCUAAGACAGAUGUGACCAGAAUGUCAUCUGAUUAUGCAGACAAUGAGCUGGAAUUGUUCAGAAAAACAAUGGACCUUAUUGUUGAUUCAGAAAAUGGAGCAGCUUCCUCUACAGACAUUCUGAACUGUGCUGACAGCCUUCAAACAAAGAAGAUGAAGAAGAAAGAGACGGAACAGGUCCUGAAUAGGUUCGUCCAGGACAAGUGGCUGAAUGAGAAACACGGUGAAUACACGCUGAGCACUCGUUGCAUCAUGGAGAUGGAGCAGUAUUUCCGGGACGUUUACCAAGACCUGGUCAAACUUUGCCACAUGUGUCGCAACAUUGCAUUUCAGAGCCAAAUCUGCGAGAACCCAGGCUGUGGCAUCAAAAUGCACCUGCCUUGUGUUGCCAGGUACUUUAAAGGUCGCACUGAGCCACGCUGCCCAGCCUGUAAUGACUUCUGGCCGCAUGAGAUUCUAGAGAUCAGCAGGCCUCUAUCUCAGUCCCCCAGCCAAUCUGCAGCAGCUAAGGAGAACACAGCCCCCAUGCCCUCAGCUUCUCAUUCAAGGAGACAAAGAAUGUGA
Molecule: messenger RNA, 996 nt
Organism: Megalops cyprinoides (Indo-Pacific tarpon)
Lineage: Eukaryota; Metazoa; Chordata; Actinopteri; Elopiformes; Megalopidae
Gene: nsmce1
Product: NSE1 homolog, SMC5-SMC6 complex component
Exons: 8
Coding region: 184-996 (270 amino acids)
Biological process (GO): double-strand break repair via homologous recombination; DNA damage tolerance
Cellular component (GO): nucleus; Smc5-Smc6 complex
Molecular function (GO): ubiquitin-protein transferase activity
Source: RefSeq, a predicted model, not a curated record